GAAAAGGUUCCCGGCGGCUGUCAACGACGCUGUCGCGUAGAAUCGUCGCGUGUAAACUUUCGAACGGCCCCGCGCUCGGUCCAGGACUACGAGUCUGUGAAAGUGACACGUGGACGUUUAAACGUGGAAUAAUCUCCGGAUGCCUCGGUGCUUCCCCGAUACCGUGAUCCUUCCAGUGACAAGUGGGUGCACCGUAUCGGAUCAUCGAUAGUUGGGAUUCCCUCGAGGGGGUGAUAUAUAGUGCCGCGAAACGCCGUGGAUCGGUGGAUCGAACACGACCGGAUGCGGCGGAGUGAGUUCGACGGUGAGGAAGCGCGAUCCCUUGGACACCUAACCGCGCGUUCGGGGCGAGUGGUGUGUCCCGAUCGACGACUGAGAAUCGCGGGUAUAGCGUCACGUGCCGUGAGGGGGUAAAGCGGCACGUGGCUGUGUCGCGAAUACGUUUCGUCGGUUCGUGGAAGAUCCCCCUCCGCCGGAGGAAACCAACACUCGAGGUUCGAUAAUUAAGGAAAGGAAAGAAGUGGAGACUCGGAAACGCGGCAAAUCAACGUCGGAAUUAUUGGACGACGCUGAAGGAGGAUCCCGGGGACAGUCGGGGGAUCGAAAGACACGGUCCCCUCCCCGCGGAGGGGAUAAUUAAUUUCCGUGCUAAUUAGUCGUCGAAGAGGCGGACGAAUGCGCGCGAAGGGUCGGCGGUUUGAUCGGCGGAUUUGCUGAUUAAACACGACGCCGGAUGACCCCGGGUGGAUCCCGCUGAAAGGGCGGGCUAAUGAGGCGAGCGUACCUCGAAAGUUUCUCGCAAGAACACGGGCACCGUAGGAACGCACCGUCCAAUCGCCCCGCUUCAAAGGGUUGAAAGGAGAACCUUGGUACACCCGGAGAAAUGAGACGCAGACCUCCGUCAGGCCAUUCUCGACGAAAGAGUAGUUCGAUCUGAGCUUGGAACAACGUUCACUGUGUCCCGCGGAUUCUAUUAUAAAUUCUGGUGCGCGAAGUGAUAGCGUGGUGUUUGUAUGGGGUGGAUCGGUUCGCGCGAAGAGGUGGUCCCGUUCUCAGAUAUGGAGCAAACGAUGAGACACUCGAUGCCACAGGCGAGGAGCCGUUCCACUUCGAUCGGUGAAUCGUGCUCCAGGUGUGGAAGGUGCUUGAACAAAAUGUGGCUCGCGAUAUUGCUGCUUGGCACCCUGCUGAGGACAGGAGCGGCCAUUAGAAUCAUGAGGCUCGACGUACCGAGUAUAGCGGAUCCGAGGCUGGACAAAGUGACUCUGAGGUGCGAGUACGACCUGGACGGGAAGGAUUUGUACUCGGUGAAGUGGUACAAGGACGGGGCAGAGUUCUUCAGAUUCAUGCCCGGCUCGAUGCCAGCGGGCAGGGACUUUCCCGUGGAGGGCGUAUACGUCGAUGUAAAUAAGAGCGACAGCAAACAAGUGACGCUACUGGGACAGGCGAGUAAUCGAAGAGGUAAGGUGAACCUCGUGGGAUCGUACGGCUGCGAGGUGUCCUCGGAGGCGCCGAGCUUCCUGACAAGCUACGAAGCAGCGAACAUGAGCGUCGCCAUACUGCCGAACGAACAACCCAGUCUCCAAGGGCUUCGACCAUCUUACGAGGCCGGCGAGAUCCUUCACGCGGAGUGCACCUCGGCGCCCAGCUAUCCCGCAGCAAUCCUUACUUUCAUCCUUAACGGGAAAGAGGUGAAUACAGCGUUAACCAAAGAUGUACCAGCCGAUGGGUUCGCGGAAGACAGCAUCGUGUCAUCCUGCCGUCUCAGCCUGUCGUUGCGCUUGGAACGAAACCAUUUCCCCGGAGGCACUUUAAGUCUGACCUGUCAGUCUACGUUGCCGGGAAUCAAGGGUAGCAGAGCGUUGGAGACGACAGAAACCGCGACCCUGGCUGCCAGCAAUCAGCGACUCGCACAGGAACCACCCAGAUCCGGUUCCAGCUUCAACAUUCCCCUGUUUUCAACCACCGUUUGCUGCAUACUUCCGAUCGUUCGGUCGGUGUACCGCGGCAAUUUAGAACUUCUGCAUGUUUAAUCGCCGAAUACUUUCGAUUGCCGAUUAAACUCAUUCCAUUGUGAUUGUUUGCCCGAGGAAUCCUUGCUCCUUGCAAGAAACGAACCGCGAAAUGUUCGUCGCCGAUUUUUAUGGACUAUGAAACUUUGCAGGAUCGUGGAUCAGCCAAGAUGAAGAUUACGUAUUGUUUUCGUAGGCCAGAGCUAAAACGAGCUACACUACUUCUUCGCCACCUUCUAUCCAACUUCAUCUUAACGCGUCAAAAAAUAUCUUAUUUUCGAUUGGUCUACGAGCCUGCAGAGUUUCAUUAAAAUCGGUUCUGGCACACUUAGCGAUCGUUCCAGCGACAAUUAACGACCCAGGCGUUGCAAAAUUGUUAAAUUUUGACUAGUUUGUCUGGCUUUCGCCGCCCAGAGACGGGCAAAAUUUCAUUUGUAACGUUUACUCUACUUUCUAUUCGACCAAUAACGAAUAAACAGGCAUUUAUCUUUUUAUUCGUUGUUUGAACUUUUUAUCCGUAUAAGAAUUUUGCCCGUCGCAGUCGCCGCGAAUCCACGCUGCCACCGUUUGUGUGUCGAAUUUUUAUUUCAAAGUGCUUGCGCAACCCGUGGGUCGUUCUUCAAAGUAUUUAGCGCCCGUAGAGAGGGGCAUCGAUUGCGCGAGGAUUUCGAGGGGAUUAAUGUUUGCGUACAUAUACAAACACACAUACACAAACAGAACAAACACAAAUAGACACGAACACCACACCAAAGAUAUCACACCGCGCGCGAGCGUCAUCGAGAGAACAAAGAACAAACACUAUAGCAAUAUAAUUUAAUUGAAGCGAGCCGCUCGAGAUAUGGCGUGUUGUAAAUAGUGUAUGAUUGUGAAUUAGAUUUACGAACUGUCGCGUGUAAUUAAGGGGAAACGACAAACACGGUGAAAGUACAGAGGAAUCGUUGGAACGGAGGAAAUCACGAUCACGACCGUUUGUGGUCGACGUUUUACGAGUAUACUGGGAAGCUGGACAGAUUGCCUCUGGAUGAAAUCCACGGAUUCGAUGGUCAGACUUUUUGGAAAAUGGUAUUUUAUUAUUGGUCAAGAUUUCGUGUAGUUCGGAUAAAAGAGUAAUAAUCUUGUUAUAAAAGGAAGACAGAUUUCUAUCAAACGAUUGGUAUCGUUUAAGGACAUUGCAAUUUCUUUCGAAUCUUGAACAUCACGCGGGGGCAAAUCUUUGUAGCUUCGUGCAGUACACGUGUUCACAAGAACGCACCGAGCGAAGAGACCCGAUUGAAACAAGGAACAUAAAUCUGAGUCAAGACGAGAAGCACAGAAUCAUUGAUUCACAUUUAUGGCGUUAAAAUGAUUGUAUUUUUCUCUCGGCAAUCUUUUUUGGUGGCGUACAAGAAUUUAUAUAAAUAUAUAUAAAUACACAUAUAUGUAUACACGAUAAAUUCGUCGUAUUUACGUUUUACUGUAAUUUUACAUGAUCCAUAUCUGAUCGUUACGAUACGUUUCAAACAAUAAAGAGGAAUA
Colletes gigas is the source of this 3527-nucleotide messenger RNA. RefSeq lists its product as uncharacterized. NCBI's taxonomy places the organism in Eukaryota, Metazoa, Arthropoda, Insecta, Hymenoptera, Colletidae. The record is from RefSeq and is a predicted model, not a curated record. Bases 1014 to 2033 code for a protein of 339 amino acids. The transcript is spliced from 4 exons.